Molecule: messenger RNA, 4949 nt
Organism: Stylophora pistillata
Lineage: Eukaryota; Metazoa; Cnidaria; Anthozoa; Scleractinia; Pocilloporidae
Biological process (GO): protein localization to cell-cell junction; cell-cell junction organization; cell-cell adhesion
Cellular component (GO): bicellular tight junction; plasma membrane
Molecular function (GO): cell adhesion molecule binding
Source: RefSeq, a predicted model, not a curated record
CAACAAAGGAAAAUAUGCUUUAGUCAGCGGUGGCAACGAACUGUCGAUUUCAUGCGAGCUUUCCACCGUGAGGUCUCCAAAGAAUUUUAUCAACAAGAAGCAUAAAGGACGCGCGUUGAACUGAGGUGAUCAUUGAAGUGUUUUUCCCUCGCUCAGAGAUGAGCGUUUCAGCGGAGAAAAGCGCCCUUCCAAGCGAUACAAACGGAAAUAAUCUGAAGCAAGGCAGUUUACUGUUGAGUAUUUAUGGCUACGCUCCUUUCCCUGCUUCUACUUCCUCUGCAUCUGAGUUGAAAAAACAAGCUCUUGGAAGAUCUAACAGUGUUGGAAUUAUCGAGAACAUUAAUACAAAAGCCUUUCAGCGUUCACCCCUGGCCGGCGAAAUACACUACGAUGCGUCCAAACGAAACAGCUGUUUUGAAAUAAGAUCUAACGAGAUGCCAAAGAGAUCUACACCAGGCGAGCGCGAGAGAAAGUCGUCCUCUCGUUUAUUCCGUUCGAUGUCUUUGAGCGGACGCAAACAGACGAAUAAAGAACAGCCAGCUGGCGACGAUAAGAGGAAUUCGGCUAUUUCUAUUUCGGAUAAUGAAAAGGUCACCGUGCUUAUGGAUCACAACGCGCAGCUUUUAGACGAGAAAAACAAAGCUCUGGACGAGUGUGAUAAAAUGAACAAAGAUCUACUAGAUGCUAACGACAAAUUAAAGGAGGCCGAGCGAGAGAUCGAAAAUUUGAAAGACAUGCUGAGCACAAAGAUAAAGCAAGAAUUUGAUAACUGCGAGGUGGAUGCAGGAGAUAAAAGAACUCGAAUGUCUUAUAGUGAUUUCGAACUAGAACCUCUGGAGACAAAAGACAAUGUGGUUUUUCCUUCUAAAGUUGAACACCUCGAGACCACCAUUCAAGCAAGCGCUAUUCCAUUUCAGAAGUCUUCUUCGUGUAAGGAGUGCGAACGUUUAAAACAGUCUCGGAUCAAAGCUGUCGUGGAAGCUAUCGCUCUAAGGAAAUACGUCAAAAAUCUGAACGACGCUCUUUCUGGUGGCGAUGCGGGUAAACAGAACUUUUUGAACGACGUUCAGAAGAAACUCAUUUCUGCACAAACUGAGAAAGAGGUCGCUCUGGAAGAACUUGCAACUGUUAUUGAUCAAAGGAAUCAAGCAGUUAGAGAAAAGGACAGAGCACUCGAGGAAUGGGGAAAAGCAACGGGUAAAUGGGAGAAUACUUUGGACCAGUUAGAUUCCCUUGUGAAAGAAAUGAAUAAGGUGAAAGCAGAACGCGAUGAUCUAACCAAAAAACUAAAAAGAAAGGAGGAAGCUUUAGAGAGAGUCAGAGAGGAGACAUCUUUGUUAUCGGAACAGAUUGAAGUUACUAAGCAAGAUUCAAAUGAAUCCAUAGAAGAAGAAGAUGUUACUCCCAGGGACACAUUCGUGAACACGGAAACUGCAAGAAAAUUGAGCACUGAACUCACAAAGGCUCAGCAACGAAAUAUUGAUAUGGACGCUCAAGUAACAUCAUUGGAAGAGAAAUCAGAGUCGUAUAAGAGAGAGAGAGACCAUGCGAAGGAACAGUGGAGGCAAUCUGUGAAGGAACGAAAGAGGUUGCAUCGUGAGAUUGCAAGUAUUGUUCAAGCAAGGGAUGAAGCGAUACAAAAAUGUUUUUCCACCGCAGAACAAUUAGAGAAACUGAAAGAGGAGUAUAAUCACCUGCUGAACCGGUUAGCAAAAACCGGUUUGAGUGCCAAUAACACAAGUGAACUAUCAAUUCCAUGUUCUCUCAAGGAGUGUAAAUUUUGUGCGGGUGACUCUGCUGGAGGGCUAGAGUCUCCAGAUUCGUCGUUCACCGAAAGUGAAGAAAUUCGAGUAACUUUAGAAAAGGAUGAUCCACUGGACUCCAUCAAAUUGGGCCGAGUUUCCAUGAAUGGAAGAUCUUUUACUGCUAUACUUGAUGUGGAAAAGGGGUUAGGGAGCUCGAAGAGCAUAAGAAAAUAUGAUGAGAUCGUCUCCAUCAACGAUAUUCCAGUGACAGAGACCGACCAAAACCUAGUUAGAUCUUUAUUGGAUGGCGCUCUUAGCUCACUAAACAUGGUCCUCAAGCGGCCAAUUGGAACUUACCAGUUAAGUUUUGACUUGGACCUCAAAGCACCGAAGAAAUCUAAAGUCGGUCUUGGUUUUGAGUGUGGGUUAUAUGUGAAAGAUUUAAAGCAUGGUUUUAUUUCAGAAGAUCAGAACAAUCUGAAAAUUGGAGAUUACGUCAUGAAGGUCAAUGGAAAACACCUUGAUAAAAUAAUUGCCUCCUCGUUGGAGAAAGUUACCAAAAAGUCUGGAGACAAACUAAAACUUCACGUUUCCAGAAAGAUCUCGGGAAAACCUAUGGCUUGUGAGUUCAAGCCCACGAGAUACACUGACUCCGAAUCUGACACAGUUGUACUAAGACGCCUCUCACGUGGUAAUGGCGACAACCGACUGUCACUCGUAUCAAAUGACAGCUCAAUAUCUCGUGACUCCAAAUUUUCUUACAACUCAAGUCUUGGGUCCAUGAGCUCAAACAAUGAUUCCUCUCUGGCUGAUUCGAGCUCUGAUCUCUAUGGCAACAGAUUCACUGGGUACGGCCUCUUUAUGCCCGACAGGCAUCGAACUCCAACUACCUUUUACAGCCCUUCGUCUGACACUCAAUUAGAAACAAUCAUUGCUGAUGAUUGGCCGGAGGUAGGGACUGGGAACGAUUCUCAGACUUCCACGGACGCAAAGGAAAGCGAUUCGCAUGACCACAGCACUCUAAAACCCAACAUUCGGUCGCCAAUGAACCGAAAAUUUGUCAGCACGUCGCAAUUGCAGUCGGGAACGUUUUUGACGCCGAUGGGUGCAGACGGAACAUUAGUUCGGGCCCAGUCUACUAUCACUGCCGUUCGGGUGGACGAUGAUGGAUUGACUUCGAACUUAACGAGAUCCUCUACUUGUGGAACGACUGUUCCUUUGGGAAGAAGUCCUCGUGUAAUGCGCUUCGAGAAGAAAUCGUUGGAUGAUCUCGGAGUAGAAGUGUCUGGUGGUUACCGCAUUGGUAUUUACGUCAUCGAAUUACAAGAAAACUCAAUCUGCAAGGCCGCUGGCCUCCAAGUUGGAGAUAGGCUGCUGAAACUCAACAGUUACGAUCUAACCAGAGCAACCCUGGAUCACGCUACACGGAUUGUUCGUCUUUUACGCACCUGCACGUAUAUCAGAAUCGAGGCUCAACAAGUCUUAAAUUACGAGGAGAUCCUCGGAGACAAACCUUACGAUUCACUUUAUGUUAGGACAAUUCACCCAUAUAAGGCAAUGGCUCCAGACGAGCUAAGUUUUACUGUUGGAGAAACAUUGCACGUGAUAAACACGCGUGCAAAUUACGACCAGGCGAGACAAAGCUGGAAGUGGGUGGCUCAGCGUGCCAGGAAGGACGGGAAGGUUCUUGAGGAAGGACUGGUGCCCUGCAUGGGAAGUAUUCCAGAACAUGUUGAGUCUGCAGUCCUGACACAAACUCUUCAGCGCUUUGAAUCUGAGUCAGAGGAACAAAUGAGUGACGACGCACCAUCCACUUUGAAGAGAGCGUCAACUGAACGCCGAAGUAUCAUACAGCGAUACCGCAAGCUCAUGAAACGCGAGAGUAGAGAUUUACCCAACAACACGGACGAAAACGGUAACACGAACAAAGUGACUUUCUACGAAAUCCUUAGCAAGAUUUCAGAUUGAUCGUCAGCCAUGCUUGAUCGUUCCAAGAACACGAUGGUUACUUUUUUCUUAUAAAAGUUUCACUAGGAUAUAAAUCGUUGGCAUAUUUGUUGAUCUGGAAUCAUCAGAGAAUGAUCAGCUGAAACGGUGCAGUUCGACGCAUUGUCCUCGUUCGACUUGGCAACAGAUAGAAGAAAGAAUGGUAUGACUUAGGAAACUGUUGAAGAGCUACAUACUUUACUAUUAACUUAUUUGUUAGAUACCGAAACUCUGUACAGGUAAAGCGCAUGUUAUUGUUAAGGACUGUUAGCGCAAAAUAAUAAUUCUCAGAUCUUUAUUCAUGUUUUCCUUGUAAAGAAUAACAUCAGUUAGCCAUUAAAAUAACAGUGCGAAAAAACAAUAACGACGCUGAGAUCCAUCAUUGCUGGUACUCAGAGUAAAAGUAAAAGUUAAUAAAAAUUAAAAACGAGGGCGUUGAAACGUGCAUCAAUUUCUAUCAAGAUUCCUUAUGUUCCAGUUUGAAAAUGAGACCCUAUAUUAUGGUGUGAUUACCACGCAACCAAAUUGAGGUUUCUGUAGUCCUCCUGAGUAUUUAACAAUAAGACCAUUAUUACGGAAAUUAUUUGUUUAAUGACAUAGGUGAAUAUAGAUUAUUAGUGUGUAAUGAAAGUCUGAGCUAUUUGUCUUGAAAAAAAUCGCAUAGUUACACGUUUGGUACGUAACGCAUCCGUUGGGCCUCGGAAAUUCCUUAACGUAAGUCAUGAAUUAGGACAACCGUAGAUGGGAAGAUCACCAAAUAUAUACCGCAUUUAAUGAAUCUUACUGCGCUUAAAACAGUCUUGACCUCCCAUCUCUCUAUUCCAAGGAUUUUCAAGCUCCCUGAACGCGUGGCUCGUAUCAGAGGUAUUUAAUGUACAUUGGAUGUGAUACUUAGUCGAAGAUGGUUAUAUUUAAAACAACAAACCAGAAUAUUUUAGAAGAUUUUCAUGGUUGUUUCAACGCAUGAUGUCUCCCCUUGAUAUUGGUAAUAUAAGAAAUGUAUGUUGUCUAACCUUAACAUAGAUAAUAUAAGAAUUUUUUUUUAUCAAGGUUACAACUCUCCCAUAGAAAGCAUAUUUUCAAUUGGUCAUUUCUUAUCAAGUUUUGUUUUGAUGUUCAUUGAGUAAAUGUCGGAAAGUGAAAUAGACAUUUUUUUAAUGAACAAGAAGAUAUCCAAAAAUAAUUUAAGUUCUUUCUCAUAGGUGUAUUUGUUCUUGU